UGUUCGUGUUAAGUUGUUUAUAGUUCAUUUGUCGUCUUGCCUGCGAGCUAGUUUUGACGUUCAGGAACUAGCCGCAGCGCAACUGGUUCGCAGCUCCUCACAAAUUGUUGUUGUCUGCUCUGAUUUAGUCUGUGUUUGGUAUUCCAGUUGUUCAGGGCGGUGGUUCUCUGCACGGUGUAAACAAAUCGCAAAAAAACCGUUUAAAUUAUUGAAAUCCUAACUACGUAGGGCAUUUCAUAAACGUUACGUUAUAAUCUAUAUGCUAAAAACAAGAACAGCAACUUUCCAAAUACAUAUACACACAGUUCAAUGUGUUCCAACUAAAGGCAAAAUAUUAACGCGCAAAUAUGAUGGAAGUAACACAAAACGUGGAACUAAAGGAGCUGGCAACUGAAGAUGAAAUUAUAAGAAGCAUUGCAGAGGAACUCGACCAUGAAGUCGAUAAGCUCACCACCCCUGAUAUUAAAAAAACGGUGGAAAGCCGCAAAUCAGCCAGCGAUGAGGAAAUACACAAUGGCCUGGAAGCAGACGUCCUGGAACCAGAUAUUGAGGCAGCGCUGUCUAUCGAUAGUAUCGGCAAAAGCAUCGAUCAAAUUGCCAGCGAAGCGCUGCCCUGCGAGCGUAAUGCUGGCACAGAUUUGGAUGCUCUUUUGGAUAAAAUCAGUUCGAUCGUAGACUGCGAUCCCAAGGAGUCUGUCGACGAGGAAGCAGCAGAGGAGAGCGUAGCUGUGGAAGCUGACAGUGAGUCGCUCGCAGCCGAUAUCGAUAACAAUGAGAAAAGCAACAUUGUGAUCGAUGAAGCUGCCGCCAAACAGAUCGGCGCCGAAGGAGAGCAAAAGGAAGAGGAGAACGAUAACAGCGUGGAGAAACCUGUGGGCGCCGAUCUUGUCGAGGCCGAAGAGAAAAUACAAGAAGAGGAAGAGGAUUUGGAGAAAGGCGAAAAUAAACAAAAUAUCGCUGCAAAUGAGGAUGAAGCAGCAGCAGAAAAGGAUGUGCUAGCUGAGGAAAAUAUGGUAGUUGGUAAAGAAGAGGACUCGGAAAUCUCAAAAACAGAUAAGUCCAAAGCGGAUGAUGAAAAGACGAACCUCAAUAACUCCAGCGAUGAGGUCUUCAUGGAUGCAUUGGAAAAUAUUUCCAGCUCAGAUGAGUUCGAAGCAUUGGCAGAUCAGCAAAUUAAAAAGCCCGACGAACCAACUCCCCGAAAGGAGUGCAAAAAUGGUCUAGAAGACAUAACCUCCGACGAAAGCAAUGAUAAAGCGGAACUUGCCAAUGAUAAGGCAAAGGUCGAUAUAUCAAUUAUUGAUCUAGACUCGUCGGAUGAAUGUCUAGCAGCUGAGGCAACAACGGAGUUGCCUAAAGAUAGUUCCGAUAAUCCCGCGAAGGAGGCUGCAGAAAAAUCAGAGACAGCCGCGAAAGAUGCUGAGCCAAAGAAGCUUGGUAAACCUGAUGAUAAAGAAGAGGAUAAGGAAAUAAAAAUGACAGCUACCCAAGAGCUCAAAGAGAAUACCCUUGAUGAAAUGUUGACGGAAGCUGCCAACACGUCAGAGGCCAACUCGAAGGAGGCCCAGACAAAGAAGGCAGACACAGAAAUAGAAUGUGAAGUUCCUGUUCUGCCGAACAACAAAGUUGUAGAGACAAACGGUGUCUUCGAUAAAGACUUGGCAAAGGCGGACGAGGAGAGUGAAGAGCAGGCGCCGAGCAAAGCUUCAGAGAAGAUCGAAGCUGACACAAAGGAGGCCGAAUCGGAUGACGAAGUGAUCUUUUUCGAGCCUAUUGAGAAGUCGGCAAAGGAACCUGAGGCAGACGAAAGCAAAACGGAAGCUGUCAAGGAUAUGUCAACUGCCGAAAAGAAGGCGGAGGAGGUAGUCCUUGUGUCCGAGGACGAAGAUGAACAGCCGCCCGCAAAGAAACCGGAGGAGGCGCCAAGUAAAAAGUCUGAAACAACAGCUGCGACUGCAGCAACAGAUUCCCAAGCGAAUGGAGCCGUAAGCAGUGAUUUGUUAGCUGACAAUUCGGACAAUGCUUGCGAUCAGUUUGAGAAGCUCAAAACGCAAGAAAAGCUGAAAGUUAGCUCUGGGGAGGAUGUGGACAGCAACUCGAGCAAUUUGCUGCAGCCCUCGCAGAAGAGCAGAGAUGAGGUCGCAGCCGAAGCUGAGGCCGAACCCGUUGCGGAGACUGAAGACGGCGAUGUGGAAAUGGUGGGCGACGAGCCCGAGGAUGAGCCCGAUGCGGGCCUGCCGGCCGUUAAGCGCAUACGACUGAGCACCGAGGACAAGCCGGAGGCUAGCAGCAGCUCCAGCUGCACCACCGCCAACACAACCACCAACGAUGAGGAAGCUCUGCCCGCAGUUGCCAAACGCAGUCACAGCCUGCUAGCCAAUAGCAGUCCCGUGGAAAAGGAGGAGACGCCCAGCAAGAAGCUUAAGACCGACGACUCUGAUUCCAAUAGCUCCAACGAUGGCACGCUGCAAAUUGAUCUCGAUGCCCACGACAAUACCCAGGAGUCGGAAGCGGUAGCAGCUGCUGCAGAGUCAGCCAAAGUCAAGCCCGAGGAGAAGGCGGAGCCAACGGAGCUGGCGCUCGAUUUGAAGCCAAAGCCGCAGUUCAAGCCCGAUGUCAGGCCGUUGCGCAUGGAAUUUAUCAAGAAAUUCCGCAAGAACUUCGACAAGAUGACACGGCACGAUCUGGAGGAGCUGGUGCUGCAGAAGGUCGUCGAGAGCAUGCUGGUGAAGAGCGAAUUUGCGGAGAUCCGACGCCAGAUCGACAAUCACGAGAUCACGCUGGCCAACUAUCGCCGCAAGAUAGCCGAGGUGUCCAAGCAGUUUCUCGAUCUGGAGACGGUGCACAAGCGCGUGCUCAAGGAUUUGGAAACGAAGAAUGCACAGUUUACGGCGCCCGUGCGCAUUACGCGCGCCGUCGGUCUACAGGUGGGCAUGGCCCUCAUGAAGAAACCCAGCGAGGAGGCGCGCAGCCAGGCCAGCGCCCAUACUGCGGGCAGUAUGUCGGCGCCGGCAGCAGCAGGAAUGCCAACGCCGCCCAAGGCCAGCACCUCACCGAUGCGCACGCCCAUGCGUAACAAUGCGCCGCGACCAGGUCCCAGUCCGCCUCAUCACCAGCAGCAGCAGCAGCUGCUGCAGACCCAGCAGCAACAGCAGACGCCGCCGCCGCUGCAUGCAUCCCGACCCUUCGUGCAGACCAGCGGCACGCCGCCCGUGCGACGCGGCUGCAUGCAGAAAGUGACGCCACAGCGCCCCGUGAACAACACGCCCAGCGGUCAGCAGGCGAGCUCCCCCAACCAGGGCAUGCAACGCAUCCAAUCACUGCCCCAUGUCACAUCACGGCCCAUGUACGCCAGUAAGCACACGGGCGGCACGAACGCGGCAACCGCUGCGGCUGUCGCGGCAGCGAUGCGCGCACGCGGCACCACAGCUAAGCCAAUUGGCAAGGAUUACCCCGGCUCAUACAUGACACCAAAACAACAACAACAGCAACAACAACAGCUGCAACAGCAACAACAGCAGCAGCUGCAACAGCAACAACAGCCCCUGCCCGUGCGCAUCGGUCGCAGUCCCGGCAAGCAGCCCAUCAGCAUCAACAACAAGCCCCGAGCCAUGCCCAUUGGCGGCGGCACCGUUUCGGUGCCCAUGUCAAAUGCCACAGACAGCGGCGCUGUUGCCGCCGGGUUUGGUCAGCCCAGUUUGGCGCCCGCCCGACCCAAAGAGAAGGCCGUCAUCGAUCUGACCGAUGAGGAUGAUGCAGCAGCAGCUGCUGCUGCUGCCGCUGCCGCCGUGGAGGCCAGUGCACGUCACCGGCAAACGCCAAGUGCAGCCGCCAAACGCAGCCUCCAGACGCCGCCCAUGGGCCCCAAUUCACGUUCGGCGGGCGGUAGCGUAGUGCGUGUGUCGCCCAUGAAUAUACCGCGCGCCAAUGCCGUUGCCCGACAGAUUGUCAAUGGACCAGUUCAGCGAAGUUCGAUUGGCUCCAAUGUCACCAUGCAGAUACGCUCAGAAAAUACGCCGCCGAGUGGGGCGCGUAUGCGUUAUACGCAUCCCGCGCCGUUGCCGCUGGCGCCGCCGCAAACCUUUCAUCCGGACUGGAAGCUGCCGCCAUCUCGGCCCGUUAUACGCAUCAGUUUGCACGAUACGGGCAUUGUCAUCUCGUGGACGCUGGAGGAUACGGGGCCCCGUUUCGCGGAAUGCGUCACGUAUCAAAUCUAUGCCUACCAGGAGACCAGCAACGAUCCCAGCACGGACUCCUGGCGUCAUGUGGGCGACGUGAAGGCCAUGCUGUUGCCCAUGGCGGUUACACUGAAUCAAUUCCAGGAAAAUCAGCGCUACUUUUUCGCCGUUCGCGGCGUCGAUGCCCAUGAACGUUACGGGGUAUUCAGUUUGCCCAAAACGUGGUAAUAUGUCGAGUGCCCCGCCCCGUUGGGAGUGUGUUUUGUUUUUGUGUAAUUUUUUUGAUUUUAAACUCUUUGAAAUUAUUUUUAAAUUGUAUUUAUAACAUAUUUAUGUACGCAUUUUGUGCCCCAGCCCCUAUUUUAAGUAUUGAGUUUGAGCUUUUGGCAAGCAGCCGCCGAGCAGCACAGUUUGUGGCCCCAAAUUCUAAGCCAACUAAUAUAUAAAAUCACAUCUAUGUUCGUUCCUUAUACGAUGGGAAAACACUGAGAACUGGCAGCUGUUAAAUUGAUUCCUUUCCCCCCAUAUACUCUAAGUUAGUCUUAAGUUUUAACCUUAUGAAGUGUUUUAUUUAUGGAUUAAUCAGACAUCACUCAAACAUCUGCUUCGUAGAAAUUAAACGCAACAAUAUGAUUCGUUUUGUAAUUUAAGACUUAUGUUCUAAGCUUAAAGGAAUAGUAAACAAUGAAUAAAUAUCAAACUGAAAAAUCAAAA
Messenger RNA from Drosophila novamexicana, 4892 nucleotides. RefSeq names its product activating transcription factor 7-interacting protein 1 (gene wde). Gene Ontology annotation, biological process: regulation of DNA-templated transcription. The coding region runs from base 348 to 4406 and encodes 1352 amino acids. The transcript is spliced from 5 exons. Lineage: Eukaryota; Metazoa; Arthropoda; Insecta; Diptera; Drosophilidae. Gene Ontology annotation, molecular function: protein binding; transcription coregulator activity. Gene Ontology annotation, cellular component: transcription regulator complex; nucleus. The record is from RefSeq and is a predicted model, not a curated record.